This is a messenger RNA of Spinacia oleracea (spinach), 1447 nucleotides long. Its product is annotated as F-box protein At1g10110. The coding region runs from base 158 to 976 and encodes 272 amino acids. Lineage: Eukaryota; Viridiplantae; Streptophyta; Magnoliopsida; Caryophyllales; Amaranthaceae. The record is from RefSeq and is a predicted model, not a curated record. The transcript has 2 exons.
AUCAAGUACAACUAGCCUCCAAACUAAAAAAGUAAAACAGAAAGUGAAAACAGAGAGAGAAAGAGAGAAAACAGAGACAGAGUGUGUGUGUUUUCUGGUUGACAUUGAAUCUAAUCAACCAAAUUGAAUCUAAACAACCUGCGAUAGAGGCUUAAAAAUGGCUGAUUGGUCCAAAUUGACUACUGACGUACUUUGUGAAAUUGCAUUGAAACUAGAUGCCGUAGAAGAUUUGGUUGAUUUUUCUGCUGUAUGUAGUUCAUGGUAUUGUGUUUAUACUAUGAUUAAAAAGAAGUGGACCGCGAAAAUGCCAUGGCUGAUGCUGGCGGAAAACACAGAAGAAGAAGACAACCCUAAUUAUAUUAGGAAAACAUUUUGUCAUAUGAGGGAACGCUGUUAUUCGUUAAGCCUCCCUCAAAGUUUUGGGGCAAGAUGUUGGGGUUCAUCCUCUGGUUGGAUUGUGACAUUUGAUUUUAAACUAGAGUUGCAUAUGUUGAACCCAUUUUCCGGGGUUCGAAUUCGCCUUCCCGAUCCCCCUCCACAACGAGAUCCUUUUAUUCAUAGUAAUGACGAGGACAGAAAAAUAAUUUUAGAGAUCAAAAGACUAGAACAAGUGGAGAAGGUUGUUGUUUUAGGAGGCGAUGAGUAUGACGAUGAUUGUGUUGUUGUUGUUAUAUAUGAUUUUAAAAUGUGUCGUGUAGCUUAUACAAGGCCGAAGUACGAUCAAUCUUGGACAUUUGUUAGAACGCCAAAGACUUGUCGGGCUUAUGAUGUUGUGCGUCGUGGUUCACAGAUUUUGAUCGUAUAUGGUAAUGGUGGCUUGGGGUGUUUUGACAUUAGUGCAGAUGAAGGCGGACAACCUGUAAGGGCUCGGGAAUAUGUACCUGCACCACCUCCAGAGUUUUUGGGUUCGCUACCUGGCUUGUUGCAUGGAAUAUAUUUGGUGAUAUUCUUAUGUUUCUUCGGUACAAGGAAUUAGAUGAUGGUCAAGAUGAUUAUAUUUCUAUUUUUGAUGGAUAUGUUAGAUAUCAAACAGUUUAUAUUGAGGUACACAAACUUAAUUUUGACACCAAAAUAUGGGAGGAAAUUACAGACAUAGGCGAUGUUGCAUUAUUUGUGGGCAAUAAUUGUUCUAUGGCUGUUCGUGCAUCUGCAACUCCUAAUUGUAGACGCAACUGUAUUUAUUUUAAUGAUGAUACGUCGAAAUGCUGGGCUGCAGCAAAGGAUGAUGGAUCAUUACUUGUUGGAGGCCACGAUAUGGGAAUUUAUCGUAUUGAGGAUGAAGAGAUUGAGCGCUUUUAUCAAGGAGGGGAUAUACAUUCCUUAUUUUGCCCUCCUGUUUGGUUCAUGCCUAAGUUUUAGACUAUUAAUAAAACAAUUGUCGAUUAAGAAUAAAUAACUUAUUUUACGGAGUAUAUAUUUUUUAAAUUCAUAACGUACUAUUUCGGGA